GAUGAGCAGAGAUUGAUAAAGACUGGUUUUGGCCGAAUUCCACGAGCACGAGAAUCACAAGUGCCCAGAAGGAAAUGGUCUUGCUGGCAUCUAUUGACCAGGGGACCUCUAGCAGCCGUUUUCUAGUAUUCAAAGGGGAGACUGGAGAGUUGGUGACGAGUCAUCAGAUUGAAAUCAAACAACUUUUUCCGCAUCCUGGAUGGGUAGAGAUAGAUCCGAUUGAAAUAGUUUCGACUGUAAAGGAAUGCAUUAUAAAAGUAGCCGAUAAACUGCAACAAUUAGGAAUAUCCCUUGAAGAAAUAAAAUCCGUUGGCAUUGCAAAUCAAAGAGAAACCACGAUAGUAUGGAAUAGCGAAACAGGAGAACCAUUAUACAAUGCCAUCGUUUGGCUAGAUAAUCGCACCUCAAGUCUUGCUGAGGAAGCCAUUGCCAAUACGGCAAGCCGAUCGAAGGAUGAGUUCAAGCAGAAGACCGGUCUACCGAUUCACCCUUACUUUAGCGCGUUGAAAUUGAGAUGGUUGUUACAAAAUGUCGAUGCUGUCAAAAAAGCCAACGAAGAAAAUAAGCUAUUGUUUGGCACCGUUGAUACCUGGCUCAUAUGGAAAUUGACAGGGGAACAUGCCACGGAUGUCUCAAAUGCAUCCAGAACACUUUUACUAGAUCUACGAAAACGGAAAUGGUCAUGCCAGCUUUGCGAGUUUUUUGGCAUUCCACCGCAUAUCCUGCCACAAAUUCGUUCCAGUGCUGAGAUAUACGGUCACUUCAAAGGAGGGCCACUGAAAGGAGUUCCAAUCUCUGGAUGUUUGGGAGACCAACAGGCGGCUAUGGUUGGCCACAAUUGUUUGCAACGGGGAGACACUAAGAACACCUAUGGAACCGGCACUUUUAUGUUAUGCAACAUCGGACCCGAUAUAGUCAUCAGCAAACGUGGGCUAUUGACUACAGUAGGAUUUCAGUUUGGACCUGACUCUCCCGUAAUUUACGCCUUUGAAGGAUCUGGAUCAAUUGGUGGAAAUGUUGUUCGAUUUCUACGGGAUAAUUUUCAAUUCAUUAAGCAUGCAAAGGAAAUGGAGGGAAUCUGUCGUACAGUCAAAAACACCGGUGGUGUCUUUUUUGUACCCAGCUUUACUGGGCUUUAUACUCCAUAUUGGGAUCCUAGCGCUAGAGGAACAAUCCUUGGAUUGACACAGGCUACAACUAAGGCACACAUUUGUUUGGCAGCUUUACGAGCCGUAGCUUAUCAGAGUGCUGAAAUGAUUGAAGCGGUUGAACAAGAUUUGGAGAAUGUCACAAUUACCACUAUCAGGGCGGAUGGAGGAAUGAUAGCAAACCAUCUAUUCAAUGAAUUGCAAGCUGAGAUUAUGGGCAAAGAGAUCAAAACACCAAAGAUUGGAGAAAUCUCAGGUUGGGGUGCAGCGGUAGCUGGAGGAAUUGGAGCCCAGCAGUACAGCCUAGAGGAAUUUUCUUCACAUGAGGCUACUGCAAAAUGCUACAAAUCAUGGUCGGACGAUAGACAGCGUGUAGCUGAUUUGGCAAAAUGGAAAGAGGCUGUAAAACGAGCUCGUGGUUGGGCGGAUGUAGUGGAAACCGGAAUCAAAGAAUAAAAUUUGCUCACAAGCAACUGCUCCUAAUCUCUGUCGGUCUUGAAUAACAUCUUGUUCAAAAUAAUACGAGUAUGAAACAUCAGUCACUUCGCCACAUCAAAUGUAUAUAUGCAGUGCCGAU
Molecule: messenger RNA, 1725 nt
Organism: Cylicocyclus nassatus
Lineage: Eukaryota; Metazoa; Nematoda; Chromadorea; Rhabditida; Strongylidae
Source: the annotation of a GenBank genome assembly